Trichobilharzia regenti is the source of this 4940-nucleotide messenger RNA. The record is from the annotation of a GenBank genome assembly. Lineage: Eukaryota; Metazoa; Platyhelminthes; Trematoda; Strigeidida; Schistosomatidae.
AGUAGAUUGGCUAUUGGCAAAAUUGGGAUGCUUAUUGUUUGAAUUAUCCUGAUUAUUAGGAUUAUUAUUUUUAUUAUUGCUGCUAUAUUAUUCAAAAUAAUAGACGUCUGUAAAAGUAUUUCUAAUGUACAAGUUCAUCAUUUAAGCUCUCGUAAACAAACACUCACUUCACUUAAAAUACAAUUCAUAGUAGGGAGAUAUAGUCUUUUAGAUAUUCUCUAUUCGGAGUAUUGUUGAAACAUCGUUGCACGAGCAUUCACACACGUAUCUAUAAUCGUCAUUUGUUUAAAUGAAUUGCUUCCUCCACUGGUUUUGGUUUUCGAAUUUUGUCUUCUGGAGUGAUGAAAAAUAAUACUAACUAUACGAAGCAAGCGAAGUCCCAGUCCACCUUUGAAACUGAUAUUCCCCAAUUAUUUUCAUAACUUUUCUUAAAUAUGCCGAAUUGUUACACUUCCAAUAAACAUGACAGAUGGGACAUCAGGAACAUAGAUUGCCUUUUUACUGUACACAUUCAAGUAGAAUAGAAAAAUCCACAUAAACCACUUCAUACUUAAAGCUAAACACCAUAUCGAUUAAAUUGUGCUUAGCAUUACAAAAAGCAAAGAAAUUAUAAAUUAUGUUCAACACUCAAUGGACAUACAUAACUUUGGACAAUAAUAAGUGUAUUUGCAAUAAUCAACCAGUGUAACUAUAUAUUGUUGACUUAUAACUAUUUAUCUUACAAAUCUGAUACAUCCAUCUAACAUUUGGAUCUACUAUUCAGCCUCUAAAACGGCCAGCAUCUCAAUGCUUGGUCGUUUGAUGUGGCGAUGACCCGAGGAGAUCAUCGUAGAUCUGGAGGACACGAUCAUCGUCACCACACAGCAGGACACUUACAUUCCUCGGAUUCACAUCCUCGCACAUUUAGCGGAGGUACAACACACAGUGAAGUUGGAGAAGGUGGAGUGGGCGGUCUAGUAGGCGAAAGUCACGGUGUUCAUUCAUUUGGAGGUCACGAUCAAGGUGGAGUAAUGGAUGCCACAUUUAUUUGGAAAUUGACUAAACUUGGAAGAAUUGGGUCAUCCAGACUUCGGUUUGAUGAUGAUUUUGCCGAUAGGCUCAAUUAUCAGUAUACUGGUGUACUAAUGUUCCUAUUUAUCGGUCUUAUUGGAAUUCGUCAAUAUGUUGGCAAACCGAUUCAAUGUUGGAUACCCCAGGAAUUUACACGAGGUUGGGAAGAAUAUGCUGAGAAUUAUUGUUGGGUUUCUAACACUUAUUUUGCACCACUGCAACACAGUUUACCCCCCGCACCAGACAGAGAAAUGUUACUUAUCGGAUAUUACCAAUGGGCACCUAUUGUAAUGGCUAUACAAGCCAUGCUGUUUUAUUUACCCUGUUUGAUUUGGAGGUUAUUUAUGGCACAGUCAGGAUUCAAUGUAAGGCGGAUCCUACAAAUGGCCUGUGAUUCUAAUGUUCUUUUGCCUGAACAUACAAUGAAGAAUGUAAGAUUUAUUGCUCGAUACAUGGAGGGUUGUAUUUACAGACAAAGAGAUUACCGUAAGAGAAAAUUGUCAACAGUUUUAGGAUUUUCUCCUACAAGUUACACAGGACUUGGUCAGUCACCUCAUGUACACGUACAUCAGCAUUAUUCAUCUGCUUAUUCUCAUCAACACCCUCAUUCACAUCACCAUCAUCCUCCUCCACCGCCACCACCUCCCCCACCCCAUUCUCAUGCUCAGUCGCCACCAUAUAUGCCUACAGGUCACUUCCAUCAAUUGAGUACAGUGAAUCCACGGCAAUCACCUAUUGGCGGUGAUGAAAACAGACAUAGUAAUGAUCAUCAAAUGGAGUCCACACUGAUCACAACACAACGUAGAGGUUCAAGUGCAUCUUUGCUGGAUAAAAUAAGACAUAGUUUUUCCAUGGAUGAUAAUGGUAAAAAGAACAAGAAACACUUGCCAUCUGUAACAGAAGAAGAAGUUGCCGCAGCAGCUGCUGCUUUGGAAACAAUGAAUUCAAGAGGUGGUGGAGAUUUUCAUCCAAUGCUUGGGCGAUUAAAAAUCGAUGACAGCCAUGGACAACAGAAUAUGCCGACUAGUGCUACAACUGGUUCAUUUCGUUCUACAACAAGAUCUCCUGCCUAUAAGCCACAAGAAAAACCGCUCAGUUUACACAAAGGUCACUUCCGUCAUUGUUGUUCAUGCUGUUGCGGUAAACGUCAGGGAAAUUUUUUAAUCGUAUUAUAUUUUUUCACUAAAUUCUUAUAUCUAACAAAUAUAAUUGGACAGUUAUUUAUGAUGGAAAAAUUUGUUGGCAAUGAACACACCUUUUACGGCUUUCGCGUGUUAUACGACUUGCUUAAAGGACGUGAAUGGUUCCAUUCGGGCAAUUUUCCACGUGUCACAUUCUGUGAUUUUGAGGCGAAAAAACUGGGAAAAAAUCACAAAUACACACUACAGUGCGUACUUCCCCUGAAUAUGUUUCUGGAGAAAAUUUAUAUCUUUCUGUGGUUCUGGCACUGUAUGGUUGGUGUUGUCACGUUGGGCAGCUUUAUUAUCUGGUUUUAUCGUAUGGGAUCAUCGAAGUGUCGCAUUAAAUUUAUAAGGAAGUAUUUGAAAAUUAUGUCUGUCAUGAGAGACACAGAUAAAGCAGCGACAAGCAAGUUUGUUGAAAAUUAUUUACGGGCCGACGGUGUUUUUCUCAUUCGUUUGAUAUCAAUUAAUGUUGGAGAUUUAAUGGCUGGUGACUUAACUUGUGAACUGUGGCAUAUAUAUCGACACAAACGUCUACACGAGACAAUGGAAGAUCAGAAAUACCUUGAUGCGUUCAGUAGCGCUCCUGGAGACUACAUGAUCAAUAACAACAACAAUAAUGGUUCAAGUUAUAUUGGUGAUGCAAACGAUUUGAUAGUAGGUGCUACAGCACCUGUAAGAUAUCCAAACAAAAAUCACUCACCGUCUGCACCUUCUGCACAGAAUGCAACAAUUAAUACACCACCAACCUCUGUUUUACCCCAGCAAACAUAAACAAUACAGCUAACCACAGUUCAAGCAAUAAUGAUGACAGUAUUGUUUGAGUGCAUCGGUUAGUUUUCUCACGUUUACCCUUAGCUACUCACAAUAUCCUUCAAAAUUUAUAUGCACACUGGCAUUUGUCACUUUAUAUAUAUAUAUGUUUAUAUGCAUAUAUAUAUUAUAUACUUGGAGCAUUUUUAAACCAUUUAUCAGUUGAUCAAGAAAUAUAUAUUUACAUGUUUUCAAAUCGAGUCAUCAAACUCGUGCAUUUCCAUGUUGAAUUCUUAUAUAUAUACCUAUGUGUCUACUCAUAUACAUAUAUAUAUAUAUUUGUAGAUAUAAAUAAACCUGAUAUAAGAUAGGGUGUGAUUUUAUAAAUUUGUUUCCUUAUUUAUUCAACCGUUUUUACUUCAAAAGGAAAUAAUUUAGUCAAAUAAAUGAAUAUAAAGAAAAUGGCUGUGUUGACAUAUUACUGAAAGAAACUAGACUAUUUGCACCUCUCACCUGUAACAUAUCUACACAUUCAGCAAAGGAUUUGUUUGAUAAAUUAUUUGCUAAUUACUUUGUGUGAUGCAGUAAUUUACAUGCUGACUUCUUCUUACGGCAUAACACUUCUUAAAUGUGUAGAUUAUGCGUAGAAGUCUGCUGGUUAUUUGUUUGUUUGAUGACUUCAAUGCAUGAGUUUCAAUCGGAUUAGUUGAUUUUUACAAUUGUUUGAACAAAAUACCAGACAACAUUCUUCUGUCUUUUGGAUUUCAUUUCUGUUCUCUGUUACAUUUUCUCUUCUUCGCAUACAUUUUUUUCUUUUCGUCUCUUGUAUAUUUUGUAGUGCAUACACUAGUCUCAACAAAAUUGUUAUUGUACUAACCUUGAUUUGACUUCACAAAAUAAUUUGAAACAAUUUGUGAUUCACAAUGAUUCACGUACACCACAUACAAAGGUAUAGGUGCUCUCAUUUUCACCAAUAGCAGUAAGUGACUGAGAAAAGCACUAAAUUCUUUUUAUUAUACAUAUAUAGGAACCUUCUUCAUUUGAUUAUUUAUAAUCAAUGUAAUGCAAUUAUUAUUUUUAACUGAAUUUCUAGUAGUAAAUAAUUUGAGUAAACAUAUUUAUGCAUUGAUCACUCAUAAUGCCUACUGGACUGAUUAUGUGCUUUUUUUGUUUUUCUUUGUGUGUAUGUGUGUGUACGUGCAUUUGAUCAUUUACCUAUUAAAAGCGGAACAAACACCAUCACAAACACAGUUAUAAAGCAAAGAGAGUAGAUUUAUUCGAUUAAUGAAAUUAACUCAUUCCUCUUUCUUUUCUUUUGUUGUUGUAGUUAUUUUCAACACUGUGAGCCAACAGUUUCGUGUAUUCUGAUUCUGUUUUCAUAAUCAUUUAAAUCAUUUAUAUUUCCCUUAAGUGCAGCAAUAUGAAUAUAUAUAUAUAUAUAUAUAUAUAUGUAAUAGCUUCCUGUGAAGAAUCAAAAAUCCUACCUUCACAUGCAAUUCCAAAUCACUGCAUUAUUAACAAUUAUCAAACUUCGGGGAAAAAUAAUGAAAUGAACCCUGUCUAAACAAGCUCCUGUAUGCGUGGUGCAUUUUCAUACUAAUCAGCAGACCUAUACGAAGAUGCCAUCUACACAAAUAAAUAUACUAACAAAGUGUUCAUUUUUGUGUAUAAAGCUUUUUCUAUAAGCAGUUCAUCUGUAUUUAAAAAGAAUAUUGAUAAGAAGAAGAGUAACUGGUCAGCUUAAUUUCCCUCGUCAAGAUUUUUUCCAAAAACAACCAUCUUCUCUGUAGGUUUCUCUUCUUAUCGAUUCCCAAUGGUCUCGUAAACCAAAGAGUUCUUCAGAACAACAGAGGAUAAUUAUACCGCAAGCAUUAAUAAUAAACAGUUCUCUUUCAUUGUUUCCAUUCUCUUCGUAAAUACAACAUCUAUGCUUACAUAUAUAUAUAUAUAUAUAUA